UCUUCUCUUUCCUCUCCUCACACCUAUAAAUUGUCGUCUUUCGGUCAUCUUCUCCAUUCCAUCACGCAACACCGGAGGCAUAGGGUUCAUCGACAAUCUCAGAAAGGAAGUUUGCAGUGUAAUCUGCUAUAUCUGCAGUUUGUCAAAGUGGAGGGUGUUAAGUUUGAGACUUCUUUUAUGUCUGAACGGACCUCUCUCUUUUUGUCAUCAAUUGGAUUGCUUGGAGAGUACUGUCCUACGUCCAGAAAAAAGUACAGACAUCACUCAGAGAGCAUUAGCUGCAUGCAUCUUGGGCCAUUUCAGGGCUAUUACAACAACAGUCAGGGUUGCAGGUUUAUGUGGCCUUUUCCUACUGCAAGGAACUUGUCCGGUAUUAAACAAAGAUCUUUUGUUGUAAGAGAGAAUACUGCUGCUAUCUUAUCCUUUUGAUAAAUCCACUCAGUUAGAAGGCAAAGAUGGCUUUACAGAAUAUUGGUGCUGGAAACAGGGAUGAUGCCUUCUAUAGGUAUAAGAUGCCCAAAAUGAUAACCAAGAUUGAAGGUCGAGGGAAUGGAAUCAAGACUAAUGUGGUCAACAUGGUUGAUAUUGCAAAGGCCUUGGCUAGACCUGCAUCUUACACAACCAAGUAUUUUGGUUGUGAGCUUGGAGCGCAGUCCAAAUUUGAUGAAAGGACUGGAACUUCCCAUGUCAAUGGAGCCCAUGACACUCCAAAGCUUGCUGGGCUUCUUGAAAACUUUAUCAAGAAAUAUGUUCAGUGCUAUGGUUGUGGGAACCCUGAAACUGAAAUAGUCAUUACCAAGACACAGAUGAUUACCCUAAAAUGUGCUGCAUGUGGGUUUGUUUCAGAUGUCGAUAUGAGGGAUAAGCUCACAACAUUUAUUCUCAAGAAUCCGCCUGAGCAAAAGAAAACAUCAAAAGACAAGAAGGCAAUGAGAAGGGCUGAGAAGGAGCGGCUCAAGGAAGGGGAGGCUGCUGAUGAGGAGCAGAAGAAGCUGAAAAAAGAGGCUGUGAAGAAAAAGGGCUCUUCAGUUAGUUCCAAGGAUGUGGCUUCCAAAGUUGCAUCAACAAAGAAGACCACCAGUGUAUCUGAUGAGGAUCGUUCCCCAACUGGUAGCCAGGCUGAUGAGAAUGAAACAGAACCUGCUGAUGAAAGUGAUGAUGAUGUCCAAUGGCAAACGGACACAUCUAUGGAGGCAGCUCAGCAACGAAUCAAGGAACAACUGAGUGCUGUUACCGCUGGGAUGGUUAUGCUGUCUAUGGAUGAAGAGAAGGCAAAAUCAACAAAGAAGUCCCCGAAACAUGAAGAGAAAUCUGAGCUCAAGGGAGCCCAAAAUGGGACUAAAUCAGUUAAUAAUCAAGAAAGGCUUGUUGAUGAAAUCAAAGAGUAUCUGAAGAAGGGUCCUUCUGCAGUCAAACUCAAGAACUUUUUGGGAUCCCUUUCAGGGACUUCCCAAGAAAUCAUUGAUGCCCUGUUUGAAGCUCUAUUUAUGGGCAUUGGGAAGGGGCUUGCUAAAGAGGUGGCCAAAAAGAAAACCUACCUGGCAGCAGUCACCCAGGAAGAUCGUUCGCAGUCCAUUCUGCUGCAUGCUAUUGAGUCCUUUUGUGGGAAAUCAAAUCCUGAGGCGGUAAAAGAGGUGGGCUUGGUUCUGAAAGCGCUGUAUGACAAUGAUUUGCUGGAGGAAGAGUUCAUACUAGAGUGGUAUAAGCAGGGCUUGGCUGGUGGGAAUAAGAACUCUCAGAUCUGGAAGAAUGUCAAGCCUUUCAUUGAAUGGCUCCAAAGUGCCGAGUCUGAAUCAGAAGAGGAGUGAUUCUGGAUGCACUUCUCUGCUCAAUUGGGCUUGCUUUAUGCUAUAUACUGCAGAAGGGUUAUAGGCAAGAAAUGUUAUUAUGGCUUGUCAUUGUGAUGAAUAAUGCUUUUGGAGUGGUGCUGAAUGCUGUUGGUUGUUUUCAGUAUAAAAAGACAUAGUAGUAGUGGUAGUUUUGCUACUGUGCUUGUUUCUAGACUAAGCUUAAGAAUCAUAGUCUCUUGCUUAAGAGCUGUGGCUUCUCAAAUGCUUUGUUUGUAUCGUCAUUGAUGCUUUUGGGGUCUGGUGUCUCCCUCCCAUCCCCCCAAGUACAGUCUAGACGGUUUGAAUGUUUCUCCUGUUUAAAGGUUUAAUUUUUUGCUUAUGAGUUGAAUGAACGUGCUAUUUCUCCUUAAUUAAAUUUUGUAUGCUUGCUUUUU
Vitis riparia (riverbank grape) is the source of this 2224-nucleotide messenger RNA. RefSeq names its product eukaryotic translation initiation factor 5-like. Gene Ontology annotation, biological process: translational initiation; formation of cytoplasmic translation initiation complex; formation of translation preinitiation complex. Lineage: Eukaryota; Viridiplantae; Streptophyta; Magnoliopsida; Vitales; Vitaceae. Gene Ontology annotation, molecular function: translation initiation factor activity; eukaryotic initiation factor eIF2 binding; GDP-dissociation inhibitor activity. The transcript is spliced from 2 exons. Gene Ontology annotation, cellular component: cytosol. The coding region runs from base 456 to 1808 and encodes 450 amino acids. The record is from RefSeq and is a predicted model, not a curated record.